This is a messenger RNA of Vicia villosa (hairy vetch), 1207 nucleotides long. RefSeq lists its product as uncharacterized. The transcript is spliced from 2 exons. The coding region runs from base 86 to 1006 and encodes 306 amino acids. NCBI's taxonomy places the organism in Eukaryota, Viridiplantae, Streptophyta, Magnoliopsida, Fabales, Fabaceae. The record is from RefSeq and is a predicted model, not a curated record.
UAAAGAAGAAAAGAAAUAUAUAAACCAACAAAACUCGACUUCAAAAAUACCAACUAGUUUCUUGGUGAAAGUACAGUGAGAAAAAAUGGAGAUGGAGAAGAAGAUGAACGAGGUGAGUGAAGAAGCAAAGGAGAAAAUCUCAGAGAGACUAUCGUCUUUCGAAAACCUCUGGUUCCCACGCGCUCAACAACCCACCGCCACUCUCCCAUCCCAACGCAAAUCCAUCUUCCUCGACCUUCUCUCUCGCGACACCGCCCUAUUCCUCGAACGCUACGGUUCCAACCUCACCUGCAACGAGUUAACCGAGUUCGAUUCAAUGAAACACGAUUACGAGAUCAACUGGCACGUCACGCGGUUACGGAGUCUGUUGAGUCCAACGACGGAGGAAUUGCGGAAGAGGUCGGUUAGGGCGAAGAACAGGCGGCGUGCGUAUUUGGAUAGAUUGAUGAUCGCAGGUCAGUAUUUCUCUGAAGAAGCUAUGAGGGAUAGGGAGCCUUAUCUUCAUCAUGAGUAUGUUGGCAAGUUUCAGGAUCGAGUUGGAAGAGGUAUGGCUAGGCCUGGGGAGAGAUGGUCUGAUACGCUUUUGAGAAGGUGUGAGGAAGCUGCUAUUGUUGCGAAGAUUAGAGGGGAACAGCAGAGGAUUGGUGUGCCUCAGAGAGAUUGGAUUGGUAAUGAAGGGUUUCAAGAAGAGGAAGAGGAAGAGGAAGAGGAAGAAGAAGAUGUUGAAGAAAAAGAGAUCGUGGAGCAGAGACGCUUGCCUCAUCCCAGUGUAACUGAUAAUGCCACAUCUGAUCCAGCUAGAGCAAGGCAGGAUCCAACCUUAUCAUCAGAAGAGCUGGAGGACCGGAUGAAUCAAUUCACUUACAUUAUGCAGCAGAAGUUUCUAGUAGGAGAAGACCACGAACAUGUAGAUUACUCUAAAAUAGAUAAUGAUGAAACCCUUGACGAUCAUUGGCAGAGAGAAGCCAAUGUUGAUGCAGAAGAGAGAUAUUUUGCUGACGAUUGAGUUGCAUCAGCUUGAUACUGCAGAACCCGAUGUGUAGAUAUUGCUUAACUGUUCCUCAUUUGGCCUUCUUCAGAUCUAUACUGUACUUACAGUUACAUUAGCGGUUUGUGUUUAUAACAUAAGUAACAUGUUGUUGGUAGCGUUUUAUUUUGUAUAAGUCAUUUAUUUUAGAUUAAUAUAAUAUUGCUACUAAUUAGCUUA